This is a messenger RNA of Peronospora belbahrii, 2514 nucleotides long. NCBI's taxonomy places the organism in Eukaryota, Oomycota, Peronosporomycetes, Peronosporales, Peronosporaceae. The record is from the annotation of a GenBank genome assembly.
AUGCCCAAGAAAAACUACGACGAUGAUGAUGAUGAUGAUUUACUCAUGGCACUACAGAGUAUGGAACCAUGUGGUAAUUGUGGUGCUGAGGGGGCAAAGAUUCCAUGUAUGAGUGGAUGUAGUGAAGUCUUUUACUGUUCUCGCGAAUGUAAUAUGCAUCAUGCGUCCGCCCAUCGUCUACGUUGUCGUAAUUUACGUUGUUCCAAGUUUAAUGACUCGGAAUCGGAGUCUGGAUCGGAUGAUUCGGAAGAAUAUGAGACGGAUUCAAGUGCUGAGUAUGAAACAGAUUCAGAGGAGGAAGAGGAGGAGGAAGAAGAAGAAGUUAAACCGAAAAAAAAGAAGAGCAAGAAAAAGAGCAAGAACAAAUCACGUCGAGUCAAUAGCGCACGCAGUGUCGAGUCUUCAGGCAGCAAUCUAUCACGAAAGGUUAGUCUUGACGCAGACGUGGAAAAACGCAUUGAGGAAAAGAUUUUGCGACGUCUAAAAAAACAGGAGGAGGCGCGUAUUGCACAAGCAAUUGAAAACCGCAUGCGUGAGGAGAAGGCCAAUUGGCGUGAUGACGAGAUGAACUGCAUUAUUAUGGAAAUGCGGGAGCGUUUUCAGAACGAAAUGUCUUCGACAACUUUUUGGGCUGCAUUGGCAAAGAAAAAUGGACUGGAAAUGGACUCAGAGGAGAUGCAGACGCUGCAGAAAUCGAUGGAACACUCUUUUAUAGCGGCCAACCCACAGUCCGAAGAUAAGAUGGCUGUGCCGCUUUCAACUACAGCUGCAGGAGCUGCUGCAUUGAAUGAACCCAUAAAGAAGGCUGAUGCUAGUCAGACACGCAACGUGCCGAAAGAGUCGUCAUGGAAUAACACUUGUGAGGCUUUUGACGCAUUGCGUGUGGUUGUGUGGAAACAUAGUUUCUUGCCUCGUCUACAGUUUCGUGCCGAUGAUACGACAGGCUGUUGGAAUACUAUCAGAGAGCUGGAUACCGAUGAUUCAUUUGCGCACAUUAGCGUGGGUGAUAAGCUGCUCUCUAUCAAUGGACGUGCGAUUGAUGAUGCAGUACAGACGGAAGAUGACCUGAACGACAUUUUUGCGGCGUUUACGUCGCCAAUUAUCAUGAAAUUUGAGGCAGGGGACCCGUCUCCAGCAAAAUGCAAGGUACACGACUACACGGUAACGUGGUCGAAUGGACCGCUCGGUGUGACGUUGAAGGAUGACAGUGCUACGCAAAAAAUCCCGAUUGUGAACCGCUUGACCAAGAAGUCUGGAUCAGUGGCUGUAAAGCAGAAUAUCGCAAUUGGUGACGUUCUUGUUGCUAUCAACAAUAUUGACACUAUCCAGCUCGGCUGCUCUCUCUCCAUGUCUAUUCUCAAAAAGGUGCAGCUGCCUGCUAAACUUCGAUUCCGCGGUGUCGGGGGACCUUCGCGAGGAUCAGUGUUGAAUGCGGAAUCUGCCUCUGUGGCAUCACCGCGUAGUAGCGUGACAGUUUCACGCGCACCCAGCUCUCAAAAGCCAGAAAAUGGCAACAUCUCCAUCGAUGAUCGUGCACCGUCGGUGAUGAAUCUCAGUCUGAGCAUGUCGCGACCGAGCAAGUACUCUAUCAAUUGGGGUGAAGGGCCUCUGGGUCUUACGAUUAUUCCUGGUCUACACGAAGGCGAUUUACCGGUGAUCAAAAAGGUGACUGGCACGGGUAAUUCAGUCGGUAUCGACAAAGCGCAGGUGGGUGACUUUUUGGAAACAAUGAAUGGAACAGAAACGGCAACGAUGCAUUUUGAAGACGUCGUUUCGUAUUUGAAGACGGCGCCAAAGCCUGUACUGUUGCGGUUUCGUGCGGCUCUUGGCGAUGAUGGUGCAAGAAGUUCAUCUUCAUACCGUAGCAACGAUACCGCACUUUCCGCUAGGAGCGAUGGAAGUAACGCAGCAAGUAUGCAUUCGGGCUACGACAACGCUCCUGUGCACGUGAGCUCUUCCGUGCCAACGCCGCUCCCAGCACCUGCUCCAAGUAGCCAUGCCACCGAAAUCGUAAGGCAUGUGUCACGCGAGGCACCUAGUGAUGUGUACAAGGUGGUGUGGGGGUCAGGCCCGUUGGGUCUUACGAUCGAUGCAAAACCAGAGACGGGUGCAUUUAUUAAGCGCAUUGCUUCUCAGGGCGCAGCAGCUCACCUCUCUCAGGACUGCGUCGGCGACGACGUUACCCAUAUCAACGACAUGGACCUGUCGCGCGUGGCAUUUCCGGAUAUCGUGGCGCAUCUUAAGAAUGUGCCGCGCCCGGUGACACUCUUUUUUAGACGCAAAACUGCCCAACGACAUGGCUCGCACUCACCAAACUCUGACAGAAACUCGCCUGUUCAGUACAAUUCUUCCACUCCAAGCCACAAUCGAGCAGCAGCUGUAGCCACAGCAGGCGAAGGUAGCGGUGCGCAGUUUUACAACGUUGUGUGGCACGACGGAACUCCUCUGGGGCUUUCGUUGCGUAGUGCUGACAGCGAACGGACGCAGCGUGCAUAUUCGGGACAAAUCGUUUGA